Molecule: messenger RNA, 867 nt
Organism: Bactrocera latifrons
Lineage: Eukaryota; Metazoa; Arthropoda; Insecta; Diptera; Tephritidae
Product: wnt inhibitory factor 1-like
Exons: 1
Coding region: 67-777 (236 amino acids)
Source: RefSeq, a predicted model, not a curated record
UCUGGAAGUGAUGAACGUCAGCUAAAUAAACAACAUUAUUGUCAAUUUUUUAGUAAUCAAAGUAAAAUGCCAUGCCUACGCCUAAUACUCUUCUUCGGUCUAAUGAUCGCCGUUCCGCUAACAAUGGACGCCGCUGUGUACACUUGCAAUAUUCAGCUGCUGGAUGGUGUGGUGCAGAAGGUAUGCCGCAAACUCCAAUGUCCCGUUAAUUGCUCGAAUGGCAUAUGUAAUAUGCAAUUACAAUCUUGUAUGUGCAAUAAAGGCUACGAAUUCAUCGGUGGAUCAUGUGUACCCACGUGCGAACCGUCGUGUGGCGAGAGCCAGAUUUGUACAGCGCCGAAUGUGUGCGACUGUGCAGAAGGAUACGCUUUAUUGAACUCUAAGUGUGAGCCAUUUUGUAGAACACCUUGCGAUGACACACAAUAUUGUGCUGCGCCGAAUACUUGCGCAUGUUUGGCGGGUUACAACAACGCCACGACUGGUGGCUGUGAACCGAUCUGCAUGAACGACUGCGGUGAACAUGGACGCUGUAAGGCGCCAAAUUUGUGUGAAUGCGAUGAAGACUACAGUGUACAGGGGCAGAGCGGCUGUGCGCCCAUUUGUGAUGCAGAGCUUUGCGCCAACGCCGAUUGUAUUGAACCAUAUCAGUGCAUUUGUCAUGAGGGCUAUAAGCUUAACUUUGACACCAAUAAAUGUAAGCCAUUGACAGAAAGCGAGGAUGAUGCGGAAACACAAAAUAUAUUGCACUUAAUCGAUGUGCGUUCUGGACGUGAUUAGGAGUCUUUAAAUAUGUCUAAUGAAAUUUUGAUCAAAAAAUCAUCAAUUAUCAACAAUUGAAAAAUAAAAAAUAAAGAAUAUAUAUAUGUA